This is a messenger RNA of Aplysia californica (California sea hare), 2135 nucleotides long. Its product is annotated as serine/threonine-protein phosphatase 5. The coding region runs from base 18 to 1538 and encodes 506 amino acids. Gene Ontology annotation, molecular function: protein binding; protein serine/threonine phosphatase activity. Gene Ontology annotation, cellular component: nucleus; cytosol. Lineage: Eukaryota; Metazoa; Mollusca; Gastropoda; Aplysiida; Aplysiidae. The transcript has 14 exons. The record is from RefSeq and is a predicted model, not a curated record.
UUUAUUGGAAACCAAGCAUGGCGGAUACAAUGGGAAACGAAAAUUCGUCAGUGACUGAAAAUGAUGCAAAUGAUGAUCUUCCAGUUGAUCCAUCAGCUGUUACUGAAGAAGACAAAAAGAAAGCAGAAGAGUUGAAGGAGGAGGCAAAUGCCUUUUUUAAAAAUGAGGACUACACACGGGCUAUUGAAAAAUACUCUGCGGCUAUCAAGCUCAACCCUUUUGUUUCGCCGUACUAUGGAAACAGAAGCUUUGCUUAUCUCCGCACAGAAUGUUUUGGUUAUGCACUCUCUGAUGCAUCAAAGGCACUUUCCCUUGAUAAAAACUACCUCAAGGCAUAUUACAGAAGAGCGUCUGCCAAUAUGGCCCUUGGAAAAUUCAAGCUCGCAUUGAGAGACUUUGAAGCUGUAACCAAAGUGAAGCCAAAUGACAAGGACGCUCGAGUCAAGUACAAUGAAUGCAAUAAAAUCUGCAAAAGAAUCGCCUUUGAAAAAGCAAUAGCAUCUGACGAGAACUUUGCAAAAUCUGUGGCAGAUUCAAUUGACAUUGAAAGUCUUGUGAUAGAGCCCAGUUAUGAUGGACCACAUUUAGAAGAUGGGAAAGUGACUGUUGAUUUUGUGAAUGCUUUAACUGAAGCUUACAAGGAACAAAAGAAGCUGCCUAAGAAAUAUGUUUGUCAGAUUUUGAUUCAAGCGAAGAAUAUUUUCUGUGAGCAAGAAUCUCUUGUGUAUAUAGAUGUUCCCGAGAAAUCGAAGUUCACUAUAUGUGGAGAUAUUCAUGGACAGUAUUAUGAUCUGCUGAACGUUUUCAAGAUGAAUGGAAAGCCUUCAGAGGAAAAUCCAUAUUUGUUCAAUGGAGACUUUGUUGACCGAGGUUCCUUCUCAGUGGAGUGUAUCAUGACAUUGCUCAGCUACAAACUCUUAUACCCCAAACAUUUCUUCAUGGCUAGAGGAAAUCAUGAAAGUCUGACAAUGAAUCAGAUGUAUGGAUUUGAAGGAGAAGUGAAGUCGAAGUACUCUGCCCAACUGUGUGAGCUCUUCACUGAAGUCUUCAACUGGCUGCCACUUUCACAUUGUAUAAACAAGAAAAUUUUGAUAAUGCAUGGAGGUCUGUUUGCUUCUGAUGAGGUGACCCUCGAUGAUAUUGCCGCAACACAACGAAACAGGCAGCCCCCAGAGAGUGGGAUUAUGUGUGAGCUGUUGUGGUCUGACCCACAACCACAAAAAGGCAGAGCUCCUAGCAAGCGAGGUGUAGGUGUGCAGUUUGGUCCAGAUGUGACAAAGACUUUCUUGGAGCGUAACAAUCUGGAGUAUGUGGUUCGCAGUCAUGAAGUGAAGAAUGAAGGUUAUGAGGUGAUGCAUGACGGCAAGUGCAUCACUGUGUUCUCUGCGCCAAACUACUGUGAUACAAUGGGAAACAAAGGAGCGUACAUAACUGUUACAGGCGACAAUUUAACACCAAAUUUUACGUCUUAUGAGGCUGUGCCACAUCCCAAUGUGAAACCUAUGGCAUAUGCAAACCCAUUCUUUGGACUCUUUUAGCAGCAAUGUGAUCUUCUGAAUUGUGGUGUACAUUGAUUUUGUAAUUGCUGUGUGAAAGAUAAGGAUUUGAAAUUGUGUGCUACAAAUGUAUCAAGUAAAGCUAUACUUUUGUUUUUGUCUUACUUGUGAGGUUUUACUCCAACUGUAAACAGGGACUUUUAUGAGAAACUAUUACUGUGUCUUAACCAUUUUAAUCUUGUUUAGUGGGAAUCACUUCUUCUUGUAACGCAGGAUGUAGAGCAGAAUGCUUUUUCCUGUUCUUUCUCUUUUUAUAUCAAAACAUAUCAAGAGAAAUAGAAUGACAAAUGUUCAUCGGUUGAGUUGAUUUCCUGAAUAUUUCAAACAUAGGCAGUCAAUAAUCAAAAAUAAUUUUUCACCUUUAUUUAUUUAUUUUUAAAAAAGAAUUUUUCAUGUUAGGAUUUGAGAAUAAGCACUUUUGUAAAGUCUUUUUCUUUGUUUUAGUUUUAGAGGUUGUGCCUCUAUUGGAAAUAUCUAUUAAUGCCCAAUUAAACAUAUUUGGAGUUCAUUAAAGCAAGGUGCAGUUUACCAUUGAGGGACCCAAGUUCUGUGAAUAUUGUCAAGUAACUUUUGUUGCCA